Messenger RNA from Manis pentadactyla (Chinese pangolin), 2462 nucleotides. RefSeq names its product galactose mutarotase (gene GALM). Bases 95 to 1123 code for a protein of 342 amino acids. Gene Ontology annotation, molecular function: carbohydrate binding; aldose 1-epimerase activity. Lineage: Eukaryota; Metazoa; Chordata; Mammalia; Pholidota; Manidae. Gene Ontology annotation, biological process: beta-D-galactose catabolic process via UDP-galactose, Leloir pathway; glucose metabolic process. The transcript is spliced from 7 exons. The record is from RefSeq and is a predicted model, not a curated record.
GUGCCCCGCCCCUUUGCCCGUAAACUUGUGGCGCUCCAGGUUUAGCGGCAGGAGUUCGAAGGGCUGGGAAGAGCUGCACCAGCGAGCUUUGUCCAUGGUUUCCGUGACCAGAGCCGUGUUUGGAGACCUGCCCUUGGGGGCAGGGACAGUGGAGAAGUUCCAGCUUCAGUCAGACAUGCUGACAGUGGACAUCAUCUCCUGGGGCUGCACCAUCACGGCCCUACAGGUCAAAGACAGGCAGGGCAGAGCCUCAGAUGUGGUGCUCGGCUUUGCAGAUUUGGAAGGGUACCUCCAAAAGCAGCCCUACUUCGGAGCGGUGGUCGGCAGGGUAGCCAACAGGAUUGCCAAAGGGACAUUCACGGUGAACGGGAAGGAAUAUAAGCUGGCCAUUAAUAAUGGGCCCAACAGUCUGCACGGAGGACUCAGAGGGUUUGAUAAGGUCCUCUGGACUCCUCAGGUGCUGCCCAGUGGCGUCCAGUUCUCACGGGUCAGUCCCGACGGUGAGGAAGGUUACCCUGGGGAGUUAAAGGUCUGGGUGACCUACACGCUGGACGGCGGGGAGCUCACGGUCAACUACCGAGCACAGGCCACUCAGACCACACCCGUCAACCUGACCAACCAUUCUUAUUUCAACCUCGCAGGCCAGGGUUCCCUGAAUAUAUAUGAUCAUGAAGUCACUAUAGAGGCUGAUACUUUUUUGCCUGUGGAUAAAACGUUGAUUCCUACCGGAGAAGUUGCUCCAGUGCAAGGAACUGCAUUUGACCUAAGGAAGCCAGUGGAGCUCGGAAAACACCUGCAGGAAUUCCACAUCAAUGGCUUUGACCAUAAUUUCUGUCUGAAGGAAUCUAAAGACAAGCGAUUUUGUGCACGGGUCUAUCAUGCUGGAAGCGGGCGGAUACUGGAAGUGUACACCACCCAGCCUGGGGUCCAGUUUUACACGGGCAACUUCCUGGAUGGCACACUGAAGGGCAAGAGUGGAUCAGUUUAUCCCAAGCACUCUGGUUUCUGCCUCGAGACCCAGAACUGGCCUGAUGCUGUCAAUCAGCCCCACUUCCCUCCUGUGCUGCUGAGGCCUGGUGAGGAGUAUGAUCACACCACUUGGUUCAAGUUUUCUGUGGCUUAAGGAAGUGUAAAGACAUGACCUACCCCAGGACCAGGCUGGGAGCCCUUCAGCAGCCGGUCUCCUGUGCAGAGAGAUGAAGAUUUUAGAGGCUUUGGAAGUGAUCCUGUGAAUCAAAAUCAUACAAAUAGUAGCUGUCAUGAUAAUUAGUCUGAAUACUGAUUUCCUUUUCCAAUGGCAGGCCCCAAGCAAGGUCUACUGACCAGCUCUUUCUGUGGUCGAGGGGGCCCACGCACCAAGGCUUAUCUAAGCCCUGAUGAGCCCUGAAGUGGUACCCAGGACCUUUAGGCUACGUUGGCUCCAACCCUCUACCUCUUUCUUUUCUACUUUUCACCCUUCCUUUCUUUGAUCCUCUUUCCUUUUCCUCCUCCUCUACCUGAAACCCCCUUGCCCUUGUGCAGCACUUUUUGGAGUUUUCAAGUCACAUUAGCUCAUCCAACAUCCGGCAGAUAGGCCUCUCUGCCUGGUAAGGCAGUGGACGACUGAGAAGCAAGGGAACCAAGGCUUGGAGAAAGCAAAUGACUCAUCUCAAGGCACAGCUAGGAAAAAUUUUAGCCAGGACUUAAGGUCAGGUCAUGUGAAUUCAAAUCCACUUCUUCCACUUCCAUCUACCAGAGCAUUCCUAGGGUCACUAACGGGCAGAGAUGUCUGACCCUUACACCAUUAGAGCCAGACUUUCUUCCCAGACUUAUUUUUAUAAGAAGCAUCAGUCAGAGUUUAACUGUUUCUGAGCCUUCAAGGUGGCGUGACUUAAAAGUGCAAGACCAAAAUAUCCAGAAAUCUGUAUUUGAUUCUCUGCCUUUGGGGUUAGGGGUUAACUGAGAAAGCCCAGCCCAGGCAAGGGUGGGAAGAAAGGAAGCCACUGGAGAUGGAGCUGUCAGUGCAAGGAGAGGGCCUACCUGAAGAUUGCACAUUCAACCUGGAGCAGAUGUUAUUAUGGAGAUGAAGCUGGGGCUCCCCCUUCUGAACAACUGAAUCAUUGGUGAUGGGUUUGGGUUGGUGGUUUUUAUAGAAAUGUAUCUUACACUGCUACACACUAGCAAUCAGUUGAAAUAAAUCCAGUCUGCACCUUAAGAGGAUUCCAGUUUCUUCACUGUUCUUUAAAUCUAUCAGGUAUGGACCUUUGGGAAAUGGACCAAGUAUAUGGCAUGUCCUGGAUUCUUUGGUGAGGCCCAGCGUCUUGCUAGAGGAAAGCUACCUGGCAGCCUAUUGUGCUUCCUUUUAGCAACAAUAAACCAGAGUGUUUAUUUUUGAAAUUCAUUUUAGCACAUAUUUUGAGUACCUUUUGUGUAGUUCUCUGCUGGGUCUUUUUAAGGGAUUCAGAAGAUAACACCUCAUAUGU